AUGAUUGCUCUUCACAACCGCCUCCGGACAUUAGACUUUGACCUCAAGGGCGAUUUGUCUUUCUUUCAAAACUGGACUUUCUUCAUGCCCGAGGAUUACAAGUCGGAAAUCGGCGAAUUGAUUCCUACGGGACCAUACGCUGGUUCUCUCGGUGCAUUCCAAGCGGGCGUCACCCUCCGAACACGUUACCCAGAUCUUCGCGCUACGGCAAUUGCUCGCAACCAAACCAAUACCUGGGCUGCAGACUCUCAUCGCGUAGUCGAGACUGCAAAGCACUUUGCUGGCGGCUUCUGGGGCGUGGACUGGAACAGCGAUAUUGCAAAACUGCAUGUUAUACCCGAGACUUCGGGACUAGGUGCCGACACUUUGACGACAGGCAACACCUGCAAAGCCUACCUCGAACCACACAAUCCUGAAGGUCGGCAUAAAGGUUUGCACAAGCUCAAAGAAUGGCAAAGGGUUUAUAUACCGCCCAUCGUUCAACGUUUGGAGCAACAGAAUCCAGGCUUGAAUCUGAGUAUCCAUGAAGUCUUCUCCAUGCAAGAACUUUGUGGUUUUGAAUUGCUCGCCCGAGGAAGCAGUCCCUGGUGUGAUGUCUUUACACACGACGAGUGGCGAGAUUUCGAGUAUGCUAGGGACAUACUCCAUUACUAUCGCACCGGUCCUGGAAACAAGUAUUCUGCAGGCCGUGGCUUCCCCUUCUUGAACGCUACUGCCAACCUUCUUUCAGCUGGUGAUUCAGCUGGAUCCCUCUUCUUCAGUUUCGUGCAUGAUGGAGAUAUCUUGCCUUUGCUGUCUGCGCUGGAUCUCAUUCCAUCGGCUGAAGAUUUACCCACGGAUCGGGCACCAGAAGACAGGUUAUGGAAAACCUCUUCAGUCGUCCCUAUGGGCGGAAGGAUGGAGUUUGAGCGUAUGGUGUGUCCUUAUGUUUACUGUCACUCAAACGCUCCACUCUAUCCGAAUCAUGUAUACUGCGAUCCGCCUCAUCCAGAACCUUAUGUUCGUGUCGUCGUCAAUGAUGGCAUUGUCCCUAUACCUGGUUGUGACGAUGGACCAGGAAAGAGUUGUCCCGUGGCUGCUUUCGAGAGAAAGGUCAUGCUAAGAGGUUGGGAAGUCGGUGACUUUGGACGUUUGUGUGGGUUGGAGGAAGGAGCAGCUGAUAAGAUUACUUUCUUGCACCAAUAG
Aureobasidium musti is the source of this 1185-nucleotide messenger RNA. Lineage: Eukaryota; Fungi; Ascomycota; Dothideomycetes; Dothideales; Saccotheciaceae. The record is from the annotation of a GenBank genome assembly.